This is a messenger RNA of Fusarium proliferatum ET1, 1860 nucleotides long. RefSeq lists its product as uncharacterized. Lineage: Eukaryota; Fungi; Ascomycota; Sordariomycetes; Hypocreales; Nectriaceae. Gene Ontology annotation, biological process: protein import into peroxisome matrix, docking. The record is from RefSeq and is a predicted model, not a curated record. The transcript is spliced from 3 exons. Gene Ontology annotation, molecular function: protein binding. Bases 1 to 1860 code for a protein of 619 amino acids. Gene Ontology annotation, cellular component: peroxisomal membrane; cytosol.
AUGUCGUUUAUGGGUGGCGCUGAAUGUUCGACAUCUGCGAACCCCCUCAGCCAGCUUCAUAAGCAUACUCAGAAUGACAGAACACUCCAGCAAGACCGUCUAGUCGGUCGAGGACCUGGAGGACAGCUCAAUGGAUUCCGAAGCCAGAGCGCCAGUGCGCCCCAGGACGAGAUGAUGAACGGCUUCCUUAACCAAGGCCCAAGCCUCCAGCAAGAAUUCCCCAUGCAGCCGAGUCAGAUGGCCCCUCUCGGCCUAGCCCAAUCCCAUAUGCGAGCCAACUCGGCGUCACCAACAUGGGCGCACGACUUCAAUGGCCAGCCAGCGAUGGAGUCAACUUUCCAGGCGCCACCUGCUGCACAAUCACACUUUAACGCUGACGAAUUUGCCCGUUUUCAGCAGCUUAACACACAAGGUUCUUCCGCGAGAGCGAGUCCGAUGCAAAGCAACGUUCCUAGCCAGAUGAACCAACAAAGACCCAUGAUGGGCGGCAUGAUGAACAGACCGAUGGGCUACACUCCCAUGUUUCAACCUAUGUACCAGAACCAGCAGCCCAUGCACCAACCACAACAGCAGGAUCUCAAGGGCAAGGGCCGCCUCGUGGAGCUCGACGACCACAAGUGGGAGGAGCAGUUCGCCUCGAUGGAGCUGCAAGAUAGCGAUAAGGCUAAGGAACAAGAAGAGGCAAAUGCCGCAGAGCAGGAGCUUAACGAAAUGGACAAAGGCCUGACGGCCGAAACUAAUGAACAAGACUUUGACCAAUUCGAUACCGAAUGGAGCAACAAUAUGAUGCCCGAUUUCGAGGGUAUGGGCGACUGGGGCCGCCUUGGGGACCCGGCUGUCGAAACCUACCUAUUCGAACAAGACAACUUCUUCCGCGACGAAAAGAACGCUUUCGAGGAGGGUGUGCGCAUCAUGAGAGAAGGCGGAAACCUGUCCUUGGCCGCGCUGGCUUUCGAAUCCGCUGUCCAGCAGAAUCCUAAUCAUACCGAGGCGUGGGUUUACCUAGGAACAGCCCAGGCGCAGAAUGAGAAAGAAACAGCAGCCAUCAGGGCUCUCGAGCAAGCGCUGAAACUUGACCCCAACAACUUGGCGGCCUUGAUGGGCCUGGCAGUAUCAUACACCAAUGAAGGAUACGACAGCACAGCAUAUCGAACUCUUGAGAGGUGGUUGUCCGUUAAGUAUCCUAACAUUCUCGAUCCCAAAGACCUACACCCACCCGCAGAGAUGGGUUUCACAGACCGGCAGCAGCUUCAUGACAAGGUGACAAAUCUGUUUAUCAAGGCGGCCCAGCUAAGCCCUGACGGCGAGCACAUGGAUCCCGAUGUGCAGGUAGGCCUAGGAGUGCUCUUUUAUGGCGCAGAGGAUUAUGACAAAGCAGUGGAUUGCUUCCAGUCUGCCCUCCACUCAUCAGAGGUUGGUACAUCCAACCAACAGGAGCAGCUUCAUCUCCUCUGGAACCGCCUCGGUGCAACUCUUGCCAAUAGUGGACGCUCUGAGGAAGCCAUUGCGGCAUACCAGGAGGCCCUUGCCAUGGCUCCCAACUUUGUGCGAGCCCGCUAUAACCUAGGUGUCAGCUGCAUCAACAUUCACUGCCACCAUGAGGCUGCCUGUCACUUCCUAGCCGCUCUGGAGAUGCACAAGGCCAUUGAGAAGUCCGGCCGGAGCAAGGCGUACGAGAUUCUGGGCGAUAAUGCCUCCGGCGUCGAUGAGACACUCGACCGCAUGUCAGCGCAAAACCGGAGCAGCACCCUGUACGAUACCCUCCGGCGUGUCUUUACACAAAUGGGUCGCCGGGAUUUGGCGGAGAAGACCGUUGCUGGCGUCGAUCCGGAUGUGUUCAGACCUGAAUUUGAGUUUUAG